GCUUUUUUUUUGUUUGCCGUGCGAAGAAACAGUGAAAGAUUAUUCGCAAUGCCUGAGCCGGCGAAAUCCGCUCCCGCGCCCAAGAAGGGCUCGAAGAAAGCGGUGACCAAGACCCAAAAGAAAGGCGACAAGAAGCGUCGCAAGAGCAGGAAGGAAAGUUACUCCAUCUAUGUCUACAAGGUGCUGAAGCAGGUCCACCCCGACACCGGCAUCUCCUCCAAGGCCAUGAGCAUCAUGAAUUCCUUCGUCAACGACAUCUUCGAGCGCAUCGCGGGGGAGGCGUCCCGCCUGGCCCACUACAACAAGCGCUCCACCAUCACCUCGCGGGAGAUCCAGACGGCCGUGCGCCUCCUGCUGCCCGGCGAACUGGCCAAGCACGCCGUGUCCGAAGGCACCAAGGCCGUCACCAAGUACACCAGCUCCAAGUGAGGCUGCGGCUGCGCUGCGCAGUAAGGCGAUCCAGAAACCCCAAAGGCUCUUUUCAGAGCCAUCCACUUCCCCGUGAAAGAGCUUGGUCUCAAAA
Messenger RNA from Thamnophis elegans (Western terrestrial garter snake), 523 nucleotides. RefSeq names its product histone H2B 5. The transcript has a single exon. The record is from RefSeq and is a predicted model, not a curated record. Gene Ontology annotation, cellular component: nucleosome. Gene Ontology annotation, molecular function: structural constituent of chromatin; protein heterodimerization activity; DNA binding. NCBI's taxonomy places the organism in Eukaryota, Metazoa, Chordata, Lepidosauria, Squamata, Natricidae. Bases 49 to 429 code for a protein of 126 amino acids.